Molecule: messenger RNA, 306 nt
Organism: Limulus polyphemus (Atlantic horseshoe crab)
Lineage: Eukaryota; Metazoa; Arthropoda; Merostomata; Xiphosura; Limulidae
Exons: 5
Molecular function (GO): odorant binding
Source: RefSeq, a predicted model, not a curated record
CAUAUCAACUGGGGAGAAUGCCCACAGUUAGAACCAACUGGUGAAGACAGGGAGAAAAAGCAACAAGUGAUUCUUAGCUGUCUCAAAGAGUACCCUCCGCCAAAGCCUGAAGAUAAACCUAACAGCGAAGUGUUCGAUAAACAUCAUACUGACGUCACUACAUGUGCACUGAAAAAGGAAGAAUGGUUUGGUGAGGAUGGCCAGUACAAGUUUGACAGAGCUUUGUCCGAGAUCAAAGGGAAGGGACUGAAGCCUGAGAUCUUGACAUCAAUUAUAUCCGAACACGAAUAUUGUAAAAACGAAGCU